CGUUUCUUCAAAUCCCAUUCAAUUUCAGUAAAAACAGAGAUAUUCGCAUUCAAAAUUUGUGAACAAGAAGAUCAAACAUUUAGUUCGUUAUUUGCACCUGAAUCAUUACCUUCAAAAUAUUGCUUAUAUUUUGCGGUAAUAAAGACCAUGCUAAGGACAACAUCAGUAGCUUCAGAACAAACUUCGUGUUGGAUAAGGAUUCCUCCUUCAUGGCUGCCACAUCGGAAUCACUCUAAUUCGCGCAUAACCUUUAGUAACCAUCAUCAUCAUCAUAAGUCCCUAGUGGUGAAGUGUUGCAAUAUGACGGUGACACCUAAGAUAUUGAUUAACGAUGGGAAUCUGGUGGUUCAUGGGAAGACUAUACUGAGUGAAGUUCCAGACAACAUUGUAGUAACUCCAGGAAAUGGAAAGGGAAUUGUCACUGGUGCUUUUGUUGGUGCUACUGCUUCCAACACCAAAAGUCUCCAUGUGUUUCCCAUUGGUGUCUUACAGGAUCUCCGAUACUUGUGUUGUUUCCGGUUCAAGUUAUGGUGGAUGACUCAUAGAGUUGGAACUUAUGGGAGGGAUGUUCCAUUGGAGACCCAAUUCAUGCUUAUAGAGAUUAAAGAUAGUAAAAAUCAACAGGAAAAUUCUCCAGUUAUCUACACUGUCUUGCUUCCUCUCUUGGAAGGCCAGUUCCGCGCUGUCCUACAAGGAAAUGACAAAAAUGAGAUAGAGAUUUGUCUUGAGAGUGGAGAUCCUGCUGUUAAGACCAAUCAAGGCCUUCACAUGGUCUACAUGCAUGCUGGAACCAACCCGUUCGAAGUCAUCAACCAAGCUGUUAAGGCUGUUGAAAAACAUAUGCAAACUUUCCUUCAUCGUGAGAAGAAAAGAUUGCCGUCUUUUCUUGACUGGUUUGGCUGGUGCACAUGGGAUGCUUUCUAUACUGAUGUCACAGCUGUAGGUAUUGAAGAAGGCUUAAAAAGCCUAUCAGAGGGAGGUGCAUCUCCGCGGUUCCUCAUCGUCGAUGAUGGUUGGCAACAGAUUGAGAGUAAACCAAAAGAUGCAGAUUCUGUUGUACAAGAAGGAGCCCAGUUUGCUACUAGGUUGACUGGUAUUAAAGAGAACACUAAAUUUCAAAAGAAUGGAGAGAGUAAUGGCCUCAAGCAUGUUGUGAAUCAAACAAAGCAAAAUUACAAUGUGAAGUAUUUUUAUGUUUGGCAUGCUCUAGCUGGUUAUUGGGGUGGAGUGAAGCCAGCAGCAAUUGGAAUGGAACAUUUUGACACUUCCUUGGCUUAUCCAAAACACUCUCCAGGGGUCCUAGGAAAUCAACCAGACGUCGUCAUGGACAGCUUGUCUGUCCACGGCUUAGGCCUAGUUCAUCCAAAGAAGGUCUUCGAUUUCUACAACGAGCUCCAUGCUUACUUAGCUUCUUGCGGAGUAGAUGGAGUAAAGGUUGAUGUGCAAAACAUUAUUGAGACCCUUGGUUCAGGACAUGGAGGCAGAGUCUCGAUCACACGCAGCUAUCAUCAAUCACUCGAAGCCUCCAUUGCUCGAAAUUUUCCCGACAACGGAUGCAUUGCCUGCAUGUGUCACAAUACUGAUGGCCUAUAUAGUUCAAAGCAGACUUCUGUUGUGAGAGCCUCUGAUGACUUUUACCCACACGAUCCUGCUUCUCACACCAUUCAUGUUUCAUCUGUUGCAUAUAAUGCACUUUUCCUUGGAGAAUUCAUGCAACCUGAUUGGGACAUGUUUCAUAGUUUACAUCCGGCGGCCGAGUAUCAUGCUGCAGCUCGUGCAAUCAGUGGAGGUCCAAUUUACGUUAGUGACAAACCAGGAAGACACAAUUUUGAUCUUCUAAAGAAGCUUGUUCUUCCUGAUGGCUCAGUUCUCCGAGCUAAGUUACCUGCCCGGCCCACCGCUGACUCUCUAUUUGUUGAUCCAGCAAGAGAUGGAACUAGCUUGCUCAAGAUAUGGAAUUUGAACAAAUGUUGUGGAGUGGUUGGUGUAUUUAACUGUCAAGGUGCAGGGUGGUGCAAGAUAGAGAAGAAAAACCGCGUUCAUUGCGAAACACCCGGGACACUUAGUGGCUCUGUUUGUACCUCUGAUGUUGACCUAAUUGCUCAAGUAGCUGGUGCUGAUUGGAAUGGGGAUGCUAUUGUCUAUGCUUACAGAUCAGGCGACGUAAUUCGACUACCAAAAGGUGCUUCAGUUCCAGUGACACUAAAAGUUCUAGAGUAUGAACUUCUCCAUUUCUAUCCAAUCAAGGAAAUCGCACAAGGUAUUUUCUUUGCACCAAUAGGACUAUUAGAUAUGUUUAACACUGGUGGAGCUGUAGACAAGUUUGAAAUCCAUAAAGCAUGUGAAAUGGAUGAUGGAGGGUUCAGCUCUGCCAGUUUUGAAAAAGAAGCAACAGCGUCUGUUAGCCUUAAAGUAACAGGAGGUGGUAGAUUUGGGAUUUACUCAUCCAAGAAGCCACUUAAAUGUGUGGUGUGUGACAAUGAAACUGACUUCAACUAUGACUCAGAGAAUGGGUUGACAACUAUCUUCAUCCCAGUUCCAGUAGAGGACAUGUAUAGAUGGCCAAUAGAGAUUCAGUUUUCAGUUGUCAAAUCUUAUUAGUUAGUAUUAUGGGAUUGUUAGGUUACAGGUCUAGCAGUAUGAAUUAGAACUUAGAUGGUUUUAGGGGGUAGGUUAUUCCUAGGAUUGUAAAUAAUGCUUGUUUCUUUUGAAUAAUGUAAUCAUGUUUUUAGAUUUUAAUUGGAGUUUAUUUUUUUUCUUGAA
Molecule: messenger RNA, 2763 nt
Organism: Cicer arietinum (chickpea)
Lineage: Eukaryota; Viridiplantae; Streptophyta; Magnoliopsida; Fabales; Fabaceae
Product: probable galactinol--sucrose galactosyltransferase 2
Molecular function (GO): raffinose alpha-galactosidase activity
Source: RefSeq, a predicted model, not a curated record